Microthlaspi erraticum is the source of this 309-nucleotide messenger RNA. The record is from the annotation of a GenBank genome assembly. NCBI's taxonomy places the organism in Eukaryota, Viridiplantae, Streptophyta, Magnoliopsida, Brassicales, Brassicaceae.
AUGGUGGGAUCGGAUCAUAGGCCUAUUUUGGCCACCAUCGAUAACAAAAUCCCGAAGGGGCGUCGGCAGUUUCGGUUUGAUAAACGAUGGCUCGGACAAGACGGGUUUACAGAAGCUUUAGAGAGCGGCUGGACACAAAAACGGAACGAUGGGGAGGCAAAAAUAGUUGAUAUGAUCAGUGGUUGUCGCCAUGCAAUCUCCCGGUGGAGGCAUGAUAACAAACCUUAUGGUAAGGAAAAGAUUGCGGAAUUACAGAAACUACUGAGGAAGUCCAAAACGACGAUUUUCGGACGCAAGAGGAGCUUCUAG